UCUGUGUCUCUUUGUCUAGGAUGGCGCACUCCAUUCUGUCCCUCUGGCUGGUAGUGGCUGGACUGGGUCCUCAUGCCUGUGGCCGAGGGGUUCCUGACCAGAAAAAUCAUCCAAUGCCAGAGAUCCCGUCGGCCUCCUCAACCUUCCUGAACAAUUCCCACUUUGCCUUCAGCCUUUACCGACAGAUGGUGGCCCCGAACCCAGACAGGAACGUGCUCUUCUCCCCACUGAGCUUCUCCAUCCCCCUUACUCUGUUGGCCCUCCAGGCCAGGCCGGAGGUGCGCACUCAGGUUCUGAAGGGCCUGGGGCUUAGCCUUGCCGAGGUCCCAGAGAAGCAGGCCCAUGUGUACUACAGCCAGCAACUCCGUUCCUUACUGCCAUCCCCUGAGGAAUGCCACAUAGACAUGGGCAGCCUGCUGUUUGUGAGUAUGAAGCAAAAAGUGCUGCAGAAGUUUAUUGAUACUGCCCAGAAUCUGUACCUCGCAGAGGUCUUCCUCACCUCCUUCGAGAACGAACAUUUAGCCAAGGAUGAGAUGGACUACUUCACGAGGAAGAAAACUCAUGGCAAAAUUGGCAAUCUUGUCCAGGAGUUGGAUAAAGACACUGUCUUAAUUCUGACCAAUUAUAUUUUCUUUAAAGGGAAAUGGAGACACAGAUUCGACCCAAAGCUCGCUGUGACCAGGCCCUUUUGGGUGAGCGAGGAUCUCGCGAUCCCGGUGCCCACGAUGCAGCGUCUGGGCAGGUUCCGGCUCCGGCAUUUCCUCCACCUGCACAGCCACGUGCUCCGGUUGCCCUACAGCUGCAACACCACCACAGUCUUCAUUCUUCCCGACAUGGGCAAGGUCAGGGAGACGGAAGAGGCAUUGAUGAAGGAGGAUUUUGACACAUGGACUCAGCCCUUCCCGCUAAGAAAGAGGAGGCUGUAUUUUCCAAAAUUCUCCCUACCUGGGAAUAUUCAACUGGACAAGCUCUUGCCCACAAUAGGCAUCUCGGAUUUAUUCAGCUACCACGCACAAAUCUCGGGAAUGUCUCUGCAAACCAUGCCCACGAAGGUCUCCAAGGCGGAGCACAGGGCAGAACUGACCGUGGAUGAGGAAGGAGCAGAAGAGGAAGACGUCACUGACCUCCAGGACCUCGACGUCUUUAGAGAGGAACUUCCUCCCUGCCCUCCACUUCAACAGGCCCUUCCUACUGCUAGUUUUUGAGGAAGGCAGCCGCAGCCUUCUCUUCAUGGGGAAAGUGCUGAAUCCCAAAAUGGUGCCGUAGUCAGGGAAGAGAGAGCCUGCCGCCUCCUCCCCCGCUGUCCUCCAGUGCUGUGCGCUGCUCGGGCUGAAGAGAAAGGACACAGGACCGCAGCCCAUCGGCACAGGCUCAGGCUACGGCUCCUCUUCUGGUCUUUGCAUAAAGCCUCCCCAGUGACUAUCCCCACUGCACAGAUUAGCAAACCCAAGUCCAGGAUGCCGUGUGACUGCAGGCCAAACUCAGUGCCCAACGCCAGGCUUCCCAGACCCCGGGGCCAAGUCUCUCUCAUGGCUCUUCACCAGCUGCCCGCCCCUGCUGACUUCUGCCUUUUCCCUCGCUUCCCGUUUUCUCGGAUCCCCGCCACCUGCACUGUAGCAGGGCUGUAUUCCUCAAUAAAGCAGCAAACAAAAACUUU
Messenger RNA from Lemur catta (Ring-tailed lemur), 1657 nucleotides. RefSeq names its product alpha-1-antitrypsin-like. The record is from RefSeq and is a predicted model, not a curated record. Gene Ontology annotation, biological process: negative regulation of endopeptidase activity. Lineage: Eukaryota; Metazoa; Chordata; Mammalia; Primates; Lemuridae. Bases 21 to 1205 code for a protein of 394 amino acids. Gene Ontology annotation, molecular function: serine-type endopeptidase inhibitor activity. The transcript is spliced from 4 exons.